GUUUUUACAAUAAAAUAUAAUUUCGCAAGAGUAAUUGAUUAUUACCACUUUCAGUAGAAAAAUAUAUUGAAAAUUUUAUUUAAUUGUUAAAAUGAAAAUUAUAUUAUUACUAGUUUUGAGUAUAUCAUUGUAUCUUCCAUCGAAUACACAAGAUGAUUGCCCAAGCGAUAUAAUUUGCAUAAUAACUGGAAGAAUCGGGUUAAGUACUUUUAAAUUCAAUGUAUCCACUUUGCCAGAAGAUUGUGGUAUAUUUACCGUAGGUAAUUAUGCUUUUGACCGUGAUGAUGGCACUAAUUCCCAUUUCAUGGAAUCAGAUAAAGGUGUCGUAAAGAGCUUGACUAAACUUAACAAAAUUGUUUACACGCGCAUUGGGUUCCAAUAUACUGAUAAUUGGCCCUCAAUAUUUGAAGCAGACGAGAGUUCUACAAAUUAUCAGUCAGAAACAAUAGAUCCAUUAGUCACUUUUUUAAAUGCAUUCAAUAUUAGUGGUAUUUUCAUUAAUAUGGAUACCAUUUAUGAUGGCUAUGCAGAUUAUCCCAAAAAAAUUUCUACUUUUGUCACCAAAGUCAAACAAUCAGUAAAACGUGAUCUAAAAUUCGGUUUAGAAGUAGAUUCAUCGACCUAUAAAAACUUUUCAAUUUCUGAGUAUUUUGAUUUUUCAAUAACAAAUAAAGUGUUGGAUAUUUAUAUAAUUGAUUUUUCACUCUUAAACGAAUGUGAUUCAGAUGGUCAUAAAUAUGGUUUAGCUCCAAUAGAAUGCAAAAAACCAAAUAUGACGACUAUGGAUCAAGUGACUGCUGCUGUAACUAAUUCAUCCAUGGAUCAAUCGAAAAUUUAUUGUCUUGUAGCAACAUCAGCAAUUCUUCCCGAGGGUCAAAUCUUAAACAAAAAGCGAAUUACAACAGUUUCUACGCUUUGUAACGGUACCAGUGACAGUUCAUUAAAUACAAGUACAUGGUGUUCGAAUCCUUCUGAACUUUCAUAUCAACAAGGUGGUUACGCAAAAAAACACUACAAAGGAAUAGUAAUACAGCAACUUGAUACAGAUGAUCACGAUGACACUUGUGGUUGUGGUCUAUUUCCAGUGACAAAUAUAUUUAUUAAUGGAUGGAAAUCAAGUAGUUUUUCACCGUGUGCUAAGAUAGAUCAAAUUACGCAGUCUUAUGAUUGCCCAAGCGAAAUAAUUUGCAUAUUAACUGGAAGAGUCUAUUUAAGUGCUUUUGUAUUCAAUUUAUCCACUUUGCCAGAAGAUUGUGGUAUAUUUACUGUAGGUAAGUAUGCUUUUGACCGUGAUGAUGGCACUGACUCCCAUUUCAUGGAAUCAAAUAAAGGUAUCGUAACGAGCUUGACUAAACUUAACAAAAUUGUUUACACACGCAUUGGGUUUCAAUAUACUGAUAAUUGGCCCUCAAUACUUGAAGUAGACGAGAGUUCUACAAAUUAUCAGACAAAAACUAUAGAUCCAUUAGUCACUUUUUUAAAUGCAUACAAUAUUAGUGGUAUUUUCAUUAAAAUGUUUACUAUUUAUGAUGCCUUUGCAGAUUAUCCCAAAAAAAUUUCUAAUUUUGUCACCAAAGUCAAACAAUCAGUAAAACGUGAUCUAAGAUUCGGUUUAGAAAUAGAUUCAUGGUCCUAUAAAAACUUUUCAAAUUCUGAGUGUUUUGAUUUUUCAAUAACAAAUAAAGUUUUUGAUAUUUAUAUAAUUGAUUUUUCACUCUUAAACGAUUGUGAUUCAGAUGGUCAUAAAUAUGGUUUAGCUCCAAUAGAAAGCAAAAAUUCAAAUAUGACGACUAUGGAUCAAGUGACUGCUGCUGUAACUAAUUCAUCCAUGGAUCAAUCGAAAAUUUAUUGUCUUGUAGCAACAUCAGCAAUUCUUCCCAAGGGUCAAAUCUUAAACAAUAAGCGAAUUACAACAGUUUCUACGCUUUGUAACGGUACCAGUGACAGUUCAUUAAAUACAAGUACAUGGUGUUCGAAUCCUUCUGAACUUUCAUAUCAACAAGGUGUUUACGCAAAAAAACACUUCAAAGGAAUAGUAAUACAGCAACUUGAUACAGAUGAUCAUGAUGACACUUGUGGUUGUGGUCUAUUUCCAGUGACAAAUAUAUUUAUUAAUGGAUGGAAAUCAAGUAGUUUUACACCGUGUGCUAAGAUAGAUCAAAUUACGCAGUCUUAAUUAAACAUUUUUAAUUAAUUUUUAUCUACAAUAAACUAUGCAGUAUAAUUUAAAUACCUAACCAGAAAAAUAUGCCUAAAGUUCAAUAUUAAAAUUAAAAUGUUCAAGUAUAAGCAUGGAUUAAUUUGGAAUGGGGUAGUUAAUGAACUAUUAGGAAUAUCCGAAAAAAUAUUGUAUUUGUAUAGAUAAUCAAAUAUAACUUAAUAUUCACCAACAUUUAAGUUUUAUAAUAAUUCUAGACUAACCAAUAUUAUUUCCUAAACUAUUUUGUUAUUAUUAUUAUUAUUAUUAUUAUUAUUAUUAUUAUUAGUUUCUAAUAUGAUUUUGUACAAUUUAGUCAUAAAUUAUAAUAUAUUUUUUAUUUAUUACAUUGAAAUAGAUAUAUUAAAUACUUAUGACUUAAAAAAAAUUCAGAAAAACAUCAUGUUAAAGCAUUAAUAAUGCCUAAACUACCAAAAAACUAAUCAGAAUUACAUGCAGCUUUUGAUUUUAACCUAAAAUACAAACAAAUUAAUUAUUUAUAUUGAUCAAUGAUAUAACUAAUAAAAAAAUGGGUCACCCAUCCAAGCACCAAUGGCGUCCAAUGUGCGGUUGACCACACGAGCCAGACCAUCUGAUUUCUGUGCAACAAUGAGUAGAGGAAGAUCGUCAGCAAACCCGACGAGCUAAAUCCUUUCCGGUACGUCCAUUUUAGGAAUUACAUCAUAAAACAUAUUCCUCGUCGUGGAGACGAGGACUGACCCCUUCGAGACACCCACUAUGUCCAGUCUAUCAGCGAUGAUUCCAUUUGGGACAAGCAUAAUUAAAGUCUUGAGUCGGUAAAAAGAGAAUUAAGAUAUAUUUUUUUUAAGUUUUAUGGUACUCAGUAUUAAAACGUUGACUAAAUUAGUGCUGUGCUUAAAAUUACACGAGACUCAAAUACUUAAUUGGUCCUAAAAAUGUUUAUUGGAACUCUAUUUGUAUAUAGCCGCAACAUGUAUACAUAUUUCUUCAUGUAAUCUAAAUGUAUUUUAAUAAUUUUAUAAUGAUUAAUCUCUAUCUUAAAAUAUUUCUAUUAAUAUUUUAACGUGAUGUCCUAAACGGCUAUUAUUAUUAUUACUAUUGUAGUUAUCUCGAUAGUGUCGCUGUGCCGCCAAUCCGCCUAUUAUUUAGUUAGUAAUAUUCCGGCUAUGUGUGAAAAUCUUCGACCACUCGCUCUACGUUUUUUAAAUAACUUUUAUAUUAGCGACGAUUGUUUUUUAUAUACUCGUAUGUAUAACUAGAGUACCAAAUAGUCUUGAGAGUGGCAAGAUAAUGUUCCUAGUGAAAUGUAUUGUAUCUAUAAUAUAAUAUAUUGUGCAUUAAUAAUAAGUACGGAUUAUAAUUGACUAUUAUGAAUCUUAUUUAAUAAAUAAUAAUAUAUAUUGUUUU
This is a messenger RNA of Rhopalosiphum padi (bird cherry-oat aphid), 3586 nucleotides long. RefSeq lists its product as uncharacterized. NCBI's taxonomy places the organism in Eukaryota, Metazoa, Arthropoda, Insecta, Hemiptera, Aphididae. Bases 92 to 2176 code for a protein of 694 amino acids. The record is from RefSeq and is a predicted model, not a curated record. The transcript has 15 exons.